Messenger RNA from Clupea harengus (Atlantic herring), 2544 nucleotides. It is a transcript of the gene ogal, whose product is annotated as O-GlcNAcase like. The transcript has 16 exons. The coding region runs from base 138 to 2162 and encodes 674 amino acids. The record is from RefSeq and is a predicted model, not a curated record. Lineage: Eukaryota; Metazoa; Chordata; Actinopteri; Clupeiformes; Clupeidae. Gene Ontology annotation, biological process: glycoprotein metabolic process. Gene Ontology annotation, molecular function: beta-N-acetylglucosaminidase activity.
GGCUCGUCUUCUCCCUCAGAUAAGAUCAUUAUCAAACUGUCAGCCCUUGAUUUGAAAAUCUGUUGUGCCUAUACAGUUGUCACAACUAGCCAUCAAAAACAUUUGCCACAUAAAAGCAACUGAUCUCAUCACAGGCUAUGGCUAAACCGAACAUGAAGCUUUUGGGCGGUGUGGUGGAGGGGUUUUAUGGUAAACCAUGGACUAUGGAACAGAGGAAAGAACUGUUCAGACGGGAGCAGAAAUGGGGGUUGAACGCAUACCUGUACGCUCCCAAAGAUGACUACAAACACAGAAUGUAUUGGAGAGACCUCUACACACCCCAGGAGGCUGGGGAACUCCAAAAUCUCAUUGCAUCUGCAAAAGAGCAUCAUGUGGAGUUUAUAUAUGCCAUCUCUCCUGGGCUAGACGUCACUUUCUCUAAUCCCAAAGAAGUGGCCACUCUCAAAAGAAAAAUAGACCAGGUGUGGGGAUUUGGAUGUAGGUCAUUUGCUGUGCUGUUUGAUGACAUCGAGGCAGAGAUGUGCCCAGCUGAUAAAGAUGCAUUCAGCUCACUCGCCAGUGCACAAGUGCACAUGACCAAUGAAGUGUAUCAGCAUAUAGCAAAACCUGAGACAUUCCUGUUCUGCCCAACAGACUACUGUGCAGCCUUCUGCACUCCCAGUGUAGCCCAGUCGCCCUACCUGCACACAGUAGGGGAGGAACUACACCCUGACAUUGAUGUGCUGUGGACAGGUCCAAAGGUUGUUUCGAAAGAGAUUUCGGUCGAGUCUAUUGAUGAAGUUACAGGGGUGCUAAAGAGAGCACCAGUUAUCUGGGACAACAUCCAUGCCAAUGACUACGACCCACAGAGGAUGAUGUUGGGACCUUUCAAGGACCGUCCAGUUGAACUCAUCCCCAAGAUCAGAGGCAUACUCACUAAUCCCAACUGUGAAUUUGAGCUCAACUUUGUAGCCAUUCACACCUUAGCCACCUGGUGCAAAUCCUAUUGCAAUGGUGAAACUGUCAAAGGUGGCAAGAAAGAUUACAUCCCACAAGAGGCAUUGGUGCUGGCGCUCUCGGAGUGGCUGGUUGAGUUCAGCGUUUCAGAACCACCAGGUAGAGGAGGAGGAUUGUCUGAGAAGAACUAUUCUGAGGAGGUUCCAAUGCGAAGAGAUGCAGGUUAUGUCCCUGGUCCAAGAGAGAAGCCUCUCUUCACAGCUGAGCCCUUGAUCCUGAAUGACCUCGUGCUGCUGUCUGACCUCUUCUACCUGCCGUAUGAGCAUGGCCCAACCUCCCUCCAGAUGCUCCAGGAGCUGCACUGGCUCAAAAGCAACAGCAAUCCGGUGGGGACCAUGGGGAAGGACACUGAAUGGGGGGGCAGAGCGGAGCAGUUUGAUAAGAUGUGCGAGUCGGUGGUCCAGAUGUUUAACCGACUUUCAAACGUCUCCAACCGGCGAAUUUUGUAUGACCUUUACAACUAUAUCUGUGAUAUCAAGAGUGGUGUGUCUAUGGCCAGGGACUUUGUCAAAACUAUGGGUGGACAGACAACACUCUCAGCUCGGCAAGUGAAUGACCCUGAGCCCUGGGGCUUCAGAGGGGCGCAAUCAGGAGAGUUUCAGAGAAUGCUGCCUAAUCACGGGUACAAGGAUGUCUUUUACCAGUCCCCCCGGCCCACAGCUUAUGUCAUUCGACCUUACACGCCAAGUGAUCAGUCAGCCGUGCAGAAGAUCUUUAAAGAAGUGAUGUGUGAGGCAACGCAUGGAUUUCCAGCCACCAAGGGCCCCAUGGUACUGGGCCACAGACUGGCAUGUGGACAGCUCGUCCCCUCACCCAACUGUGCCUUCUUGAUGGAGGAUGAGGGUGGAGUUUGUGGAUAUGCCCUGGGACUCACCGAUGCCAAAUCCGCUGCUUCUAAGGACCAGUAUCCUGAGUCUCUUCUGGGGGAUAAUCCAUCUGUGAUCACGAUGCAAAUACUCCCCAAAGUCUCCGACCCACGCAUUGCAAAGCGAUUGGUGGACUGUUUGAUUUCAGCAUUAAGAACAACAGGCUGUAAAGCUAUUUUCUGCGAGCUGAGAGAAAGAGAGAAGAGAAUGCUGGAUAUCCUUCACAGAAUGGGCUCCUUCAGGGCGAUGACAAUGGAAGGCCAUCCAAAUGACCCAGUAAUCAUGAGAACAACAGCAUGAUCAGCAGAUGUGGUAGGGGUGGGGAUGCUAGAAGUAAGAAUUCAGAUGAUCAAAGCUCAUCACUGUUUAAAAACUUAUAAUAUGACUGGUAUAUUGAAUAAUGAUUUAUAAUGCAAAUCUCUGGUACUAAAAAUCGAUUACACUACAUGUACCAGUCAUUACUUCAAAUACAUAGCAAAGCAUCUCACAUAUGAAGCUGUGCUACUGGGAAAAGGUCUUCCAGGGAUGCUGGACUGAAACAUUAAACCAUUGCAAUAUUUCCCUGUGAGUACCUCGAUUAUAAUAGUAAUAUUUCACAUAUGUCUGUAAAUUAAAUAUAGGGGGUUGGAAAAAGAAACUUGAAAAGGGAAUAAUAAAUGAUAUGAAACAGUCAUGAUUCAAA